Molecule: messenger RNA, 1587 nt
Organism: Nilaparvata lugens (brown planthopper)
Lineage: Eukaryota; Metazoa; Arthropoda; Insecta; Hemiptera; Delphacidae
Gene: Ctu2
Product: cytoplasmic tRNA 2-thiolation protein 2-A
Exons: 9
Coding region: 289-1539 (416 amino acids)
Biological process (GO): tRNA wobble position uridine thiolation
Cellular component (GO): cytosol
Molecular function (GO): tRNA binding; sulfurtransferase activity
Source: RefSeq, a predicted model, not a curated record
AAGUCACACAGAAUCAAAAAACAUAACCUAACAUGGAAAACAUGCUUUUCCUGAUAGCUUUUAGCUAUUGUUUCAUAUAUAUUUUUUAAUUUCAUCUAGAUUAUCACUCAACAUUAAUUUUUGUUUGAUGUGCUCCAUUUAAUAUUUUUCAAAAAGUAUUUUUUUUUCAAGUGUCAACAUAAAGAUCCCUUAACAUUAUUUGUUCAUCUUUAAUUUUAUUCAUUUAGUUCUUCCAAUAUUUUAUCAUAACAUUCUAAAAGAUAGAGGUUUAUAAUAUUAAUCAUUGAAAUGUGUUCCGUCGGAGAUGAAGGACUCACAUUGAUGGAAAGUCCACAUACAGAUUUCUUAUCCGACAAUACUUGUAAAAAGUGUCAGCAAGAGAAUACGGCUGAAGUAAUUCUUCGAAAGAAAGAUAUAUAUUGCAAGAGCUGUUUCCUCGUUAAUGCUACUCAUAAAUUUAGAGCUGCUCUUGGAAAGUCGAAAAUAAUCAGACAAGGAGACAAAGUAUUGGUCGCCUUUUCUGGCAGUGCCAGUUCAAUAGCGAUGGUACAUCUGAUCAACAGUGGACUUUCUAUGAACACUCAUAAAAAACUUAUUUUUGAUCCAUUCGUGGUGUACGUUGAUGAAGGUGCAUGCUAUGGAUUAUCACCAGACAAGCGUCAAGAAAUGUUACAGGAGAUUCGUGAUCUACUGAAAGAUUACCAUAUCCCGGCCUACUCAACAUCUAUUGAGAUGAUGUUCAAUAAUGAGAAAAUUUGUCCAAUCAAUGACGUUGCGUCUUAUUCGAAAUGUAGUGAAUUGGACCAGAUUUUGGCGGAAUUCAAAUGCUCAACAGCAAGACAAGAUUUUCUCAAAAAAUUGAGAUACAAGACACUCCUUGAAGCAGCUGCAUUACUAGGGUGCAGCAAAAUUUUGACGGCAGAAACACUAGUUGAUACUGCCUCUAACAUUUUGUCAAACAUAUCUCUUGGCAGAGGCGCUCAACUUCCUUACGAUGUGGGAUUUUGUGACAGUCGCCUUGAAGGUAUCAAAGUUCUACGACCGAUGCAAGAGUAUGGAAGUGAAGAAAUUGAAUAUUAUAAUAAGUUUCAUGAGUUGAAUUCUAUCAAAGAUUAUAGCUGCAGAAUAAGUAUGAAACCAAUUGAUAGUAUACAAAAUUUGACCAAGAAAUUUGUAACAGAUCUACAAGAGAACUUCCCUUCAACUGUUUCAACAGUCUACAGAACUGGAGCGAAGUUGUCUAUUGGAAAUGAAGACAGUAAUGUCAAUGAAAAAUGCGCAUUGUGUCAGGUGAUAUGCAGCGACAUGAAAACCAUUUCUACACCUGAUGAAACUUCUUGUAACGGAAAGAAAUGCAAUUGUAAAUCUGACAACACUCUCACCAAGGAGGAAAUGGUUGAUAGUUUAUGUUAUGGAUGUCGCCUUAUAUUGAAAGAAGUUGGCUCAAUAGAUCAUCUGCCAAGGUUUGUGAAAGACCUUGCAGAAAGAAGCAGUAAGCUCAAACAAAUGAGAGCGGAAAUCAAAGAUUUUCUUUUAUGAAAGGUAUUUUCCAAUUAUAUUUACGGAAAUAAAUAUGUUCAUAUGUGA